CCGCACGAGCCGCACGGCGUCCCUAGUGAGCGGGCUGCUCACCGAGCUGUACAGCUGCGCCGAGGAGGAGGAGGCGACGGGCGGCGGCCGCGGGCCCUGGGGCCGCCAGCGGCGCUGCGACAGCCUGGACAGCUCCACCGAGGCCUCGGGCUCCGACAUGUUCCCGGGCGGCCGCGGCGGCGCGGGCGACUCCCGCGUGCUGCAGGAGCUGCAGGAGCGGCCGAGCCAGCGGCACCAGAUGGAGUACCUGCGGCAGAAAGACACUAAUGAACUGAAGACAAUCCUUCGAGAGCUGAAGUACAGGAUUGGCGUUCAGUCGGCAAAGUUACUUCGGCAGCUAAAGCAGAAAGAUAGGCUUCUGCAUAAAGUACAGAAGAACUGUGAUAUCGUGACUGCCUGCCUGCAGGCUGUGUCACAGAAGAGAAGAGUCGAUACAAAGUUGAAGUUCACUCUUGAGCCAUCUUUAGGUCAAAAUGGUUUUCAACAGUGGUAUGACGCGCUCAAGGCAGUUGCCAGACUAUCCACAGGAAUCCCAAAGGAAUGGAGGAGAAAGGUUUGGUUGACCUUGGCUGAUCAUUAUUUGCACAGUAUAGCCAUUGACUGGGACAAAACUAUGCGCUUCACUUUCAAUGAGAGAAGUAAUCCUGAUGAUGACUCGAUGGGAAUUCAGAUAGUCAAGGACCUUCACCGCACAGGCUGUAGUUCCUACUGUGGCCAGGAGGCUGAGCAGGACAGGGUGGUGUUGAAGAGGGUGCUGCUGGCCUAUGCCCGAUGGAACAAAAACGUCGGGUACUGUCAGGGCUUUAACAUAUUGGCGGCACUAAUUCUGGAAGUGAUGGAAGGCAAUGAAGGGGAUGCCCUGAAAAUUAUGAUUUACCUUAUUGAUAAAGUACUUCCUGAAAGCUAUUUUGUCAAUAAUCUCCGGGCAUUGUCUGUGGAUAUGGCUGUCUUCAGAGACCUCUUGAGAAUGAAGCUCCCUGAAUUAUCUCAGCACCUGGAUACUCUUCAGAGAACUGCAAACAAAGAGAGUGGAGGUGGAUAUGAGCCCCCACUUACGAAUGUCUUCACGAUGCAAUGGUUUCUGACUCUCUUUGCCACGUGCCUCCCUAAUCAUACAGUCUUAAAGAUCUGGGAUUCGGUCUUCUUUGAAGGUUCAGAAAUCAUCCUAAGGGUGUCGCUGGCUAUCUGGGCAAAGUUGGGAGAGCAGAUAGAAUGUUGUGAAACAGCAGAUGAAUUCUAUAGCACCAUGGGGCGCCUUACCCAGGAGAUGCUAGAGAAUGAUCUUCUGCAAAGCCACGAGCUCAUGCAGACUGUUUAUUCUAUGGCACCAUUCCCUUUCCCACAAUUGGCAGAGUUGAGGGAAAAAUAUACCUACAACAUUACACCAUUCCCAGCCACGGUUAAACCCACCUCAGUUUCUGGACGACAUGGUAAGAUCAGAGACAGUGAUGAAGAGAAUGACCCAGAUGAUGAAGAUGCUAUUGUUAAUGCAGUGGGGUGUCUUGGACCUUUCAGUGGGCUCCUGGCACCUGAACUGCAGAAGUACCAAAAGCAAAUUAAAGAGCCAAAUGAGGAGCAGAGCCUGAGAUCUAAUAACAUUGCAGAGCUGAGCCCAGGAGCAAUCAAUUCCUGUCGGAGCGAAUACCACGCAGCUUUUAACAGCAUGAUGAUGGAACGCAUGACCACAGAUAUCAAUGCACUGAAGCGGCAGUACUCUCGAAUUAAAAAGAAGCAACAGCAGCAGGUUCAUCAGGUGUACAUCAGGGCAGGCUCUAAAGAAGAAAAAGAGCAGGCAGCUGAUGACAAAGGGCCGGUGACCAGCAUUCUCCCGUCUCAGGUAAACAAUUCUCCAGUUAUAAACCACCUUCUUCUAGGAAAGAAGAUGAGAAUGACAAACAGAGCCGCCAAGAACGCUGUCAUCCACAUCCCUGGCCACGCGGGGGGCAAAAUAUCUCCCGUCCCCUACGAAGACCUUAAGACGAAGCUCAACUCCCCUUGGCGAACUCAUAUCCGAGUCCACAAGAAGAACGUGCCGAGGACCAGGAGUCACCCGGGCUGCGGGGACACCGUAGGGCUGAUAGAGGAGCAGAGCGAGGCCUGCAAGCCCAGCCGGCUGGGGGCGGCAGAGGCGCUGUCCUCGGGCUGCGCAGCCGCGGGCGCGGCGCGGCGGGAAGGCGGCGGCUCGGAGGGCGCAGGCGCGGGCAGGACGAUCGAGGGCCAGUCCCCGGAGCCCGCGUUCGCAGACGCCGACGCCGACGUGUCCGCGGUGCAGGUGAAGCUGGAGGCCUUGGCCCUGACCCAGAGGGCGGCGGCGGCGGCUGCAGCGGAGCCCACGGCGCACCCACCCCGCCAGCAGCACUGCCCCGAGCCGCCCGGCGCGCCGGGGGAAAGCAAAGCCACCAGCAGAGCUCCCCACGGCUGCAACUCGAAAACCAUCUUCAGCCCCUUCCCCAGUGUGAAGCCGCUGCGGAAGUCAGCCACCGCCAGGAAUUUGGGGUUAUACGGACCGACCGAGAGAACCCCGACCAUGCACUUUCCUCAGAUGAGCCGGAGCUUCGGCAAGGCCGGCGGUGGCAACGGCGGCACCAAGAAACGGUGAUGUCCCCGCAGACACCGCGUCUGAGACUCGCCUCCUCCCGGGGGCGGGCGGCGCCGGGUCCCCGCUGAACGGCUCCGGAAGAGUUUUCGUCUGUCCAGUAGAUAGGCUCAGAGACGAGCGGCGGUGUGUAAAGUGGGAGUUGGAAGUCUUGAAAUGGGAGUUAGCAUAGGGAGAUUUUCCCGUCCACCUGAUAACGGACGAAGUGGAUUCUUGUGGCUAAAUAAAUAUCGUGGUUUGAAAGUGUAAAGUUUCCCCAGGUUUUCAUUGUGAGCUAUUUAGAAAAGAAUGUCAACCUAGACUGUUAACCUUCCUUCUUCCAUCCUCCUGUUCUGAGGGCCUUCGGGGUCCCUGCGACAGCAGCCCCCAGACCUUCCAGUUCUCUGAGUGUUACACCAAUACUCAAGCAUGCACACACCAGCCUGCUGGAACAGAAGCUGUAAAAAGAAAGUUUCUUUGUUGCAAAAAAACUUCCCGAUGUUCCCCUUCAUGCUCUGUUGGAGGGAUUGUUUGUAUGUGUGAGUUUUUCCUCAGUGCCAGUCUCAAAAUUGUUUUGUCUUUGUUUUCUGCUAAAGUGUAGGAGAAAAUUCUAGAUAGCCUUUCUUUAACUUUCUACCUGCAAAAUGAAGAAAACCUUUAUUCUGUUGAAGUUUAGGUUGAUAACCAGCCUGAAGACCUUAUGCAGAGAAUAGGAUAUACAUAGGAUAUACUUUAAGCAGUUGCUCUGAACAGCUUGCUCAUGCCACUGAGCUUUUCCCCAGGUUCAUUUUCUCCUCUCGAGGAGAGCUGUGGUCCUCAGUGGUACGGAUGACUUGGUGGGCUCCCCGUGGCGCUCGAGGGCGUCCUCUGCCCUCUGCCAGGCCACGCAGCUCACUCACCCACCCACCAGCUCUCCACCGUAGACGCACAAGGCCUCUGCUCAGAAGCCAGAACACAGCCCCUGUGACUCUGUUACUUGAAUUUUGUGCUUUUUUGAUUGGAGUCCUUCGUUGAGUACUUUGUUACUUGAACACUGCCUUCCUCCAGAGACGGCCCCAGUGCUUUCUAGCUUUCUCUCGCCCACUCCUGCCUGGGCCCAGCGGGUCAGAGAGAGCACCUCUUGUCUCCACUAUGCAGAUGGGAACUCUGAGCCACAAAGAGGUGAAUAGCACUUCAGUUACUCAAGGGAAAUCCUCCUGGUAUUCCAUGUGACUUAGCCACGUUUCCUCCAGUGCAAUAGGUGGGUGUAAUGCUCUUUGCACACAGGUGCAUUGGCUACCUAGGUGUCAAAACCAAGACUGGGAAGCCAUUCACUAUACUCCCUCCUGACUCAAAGGACCUUUUCUCCAGAUGGCACAGAGUUCUGUGAUGGCAUUUCACAGAACCAGAUCUGACUUCCUUAUCCUGAAAAGGGAUUUUAAAAUGCUUCAUGCACCUGCCAUUUGGCUAAACAAAAGGCUCCCUCCUCGGUCCCCUACUCCCCACCUUCAUUAGCAGAAUAGACUUAGCAUCUUUAUCUUUAUCUCUGGAAGACUUUUGGUGAUGCUUGGCAGGAGUAUUGUUGAUGAAUUCAAUAUUAAUUGGAGCUAAUUGGGUUGCUAAUUCUGAAACCAAAGCUAUAAUUUUGGAGAGGGCUUUUACUCUGAGAGGUACUAAUUUUUAUAAUAAAGUAGAGAAUGUGGUUGUGUGGGCUUUUUUGAACAAAACAUAAGAAUGUCAUAUUCAGUGAGAAAAGCUAUUUUAUCCCUUUUGUGGUAUUUUUACCCCCAAAGGAACUGAAGAUGGAAAAGAUGACUAAUAAGUUACUGCAGUUUUGGUCUUGCAUUCUGUACCAUCUGAAGUUAGCAUGCAGCUUCUUAAAAAGCAGCCACACCCACAACCUAUUUCUUGGGAAGGCUGUGGGUGGAGAGUUGGGCUUACUUUGCAUACCACCCCCAGGAAACCCACUGCAUUUUCCAAAGUGAAGCAAAUGACACGAGUCUCUUCCUUCUGUUAAACUUUACGGAUAAGAAUGAUUCCACCUCAUAUUCUUUUCUUCUCCCCCUUCCCAAAUGAGUCAGAAUGGCUAUUCUGACUUGACAUCCCUCAAGGAGAACAUGAGAAUUGUUCUUUCCUCUCUCAAAUCAGCUCACUAGCUCCCUGAUGGUUGAGGUUCCAGACGGGUGGAGGCCAGUUCCCACCGAGUGCGUGGGGCUGCACCAUGGCCCUCUACCAGCUGUCUUAGUGUUACCAGCACAUGAUGUGCCCUGGGAACUCUCUCUUCUCACCCAUGUCCUGGGGUGGGUCUUCCUGAGAAGGGGAUGGAUAAAAUGGCUCACAGUUUGGGAUAAGUAUAUGUUGAAAGAAUGAAUGACUAACUGAAAGGAUGACAGUCCUUUGAGAUAAAAAUUACCUUGUCAGAAUUUUAAAAAAAUCCAACAGAUUCCUUUUAAAGCACUCUUGUACCACUAACAUGCAUGCAUUAUACCAAAUCAUCACAGUGUGAGUUGGUCAAUUUAUGAGCCUUGCCUACUUUAGAAAAUAAAGAAUUCUGCAGUAGCCUCUACCACCCAGCAUGUGCAAAGACCAGUACAGACUUGCUAUCUUCCCUAUGUAUUGGACACUGUAUGCAAACACCAGAAGUACUUAACAAGUAGCAGUUUCUUGAUUUUUAGAUCUGUCUGCAGCCUCUUAGCACUUCUGCUGGGAGCUGACUCAUUCCGAUACCUCUGUCCUCCUACAAAAGCAUCCAGAUGAUCUAGACCUAGUUUGUAAUGUUACCCUAUCAGCUGUAGCUGUUUGGAAUUAUUGUAUUCCUUUUUUUGUCUCUCUUGUUGUUCCGAAGAAUUGUAUUGAUUACAAAGAUAUAUGCAUAAAGAUUCUCUUUGUUGUA
This is a messenger RNA of Microcebus murinus (gray mouse lemur), 5447 nucleotides long. RefSeq names its product TBC1 domain family member 30 (gene TBC1D30). NCBI's taxonomy places the organism in Eukaryota, Metazoa, Chordata, Mammalia, Primates, Cheirogaleidae. The record is from RefSeq and is a predicted model, not a curated record. Gene Ontology annotation, cellular component: endoplasmic reticulum.